UCCUGUGUCCGCGGUCACACUGUAGAGGGCAAUGCUGUCGCUGAGUUCACGACAGGUAAGCGAGUGAGCUUCGCCCUAAAUCUUCAAGAUUAUUUCCAGUGCGGCAUUGAAGUCUGAAAGUUCAUCAAGUGCGGUGGUGUGUCUCGUUCACCAACCAGUGAAAGUAGUGGAUACAAAAUUCUUAAAUUGUGCGUGAUGAGGCACUUCUGACAGCAACAAGAGGUGAGCGUGUGGAGGAGCGUGGAGAUCGACGGUGUGUGGAGGCGGUGACACGCGAGCCUCAAUGGCGCUUUGGUCGUUACACUGAUGUUAUGUCCCCACCACAGCACAGCACAUGAGUGACGUCGACCUCAGCCUGCGUCAGCUUCUGGCAUCCUACGACUCGGCAUCGACCAGACCAAAACAGCCUCACAACCAAAGGAACUGAAAGAUGGCUAUCAUAGGUCACGGUGGCACCGACAUUAUCCGCCAAUUGGUGGGCAAUGUGGUGAACAUCUUCAAGAAGAAACGUGCACCAUGCACCUCCCCCUGUGAUGGACUUAUUCUCAAGAUGCACUACCAGUGGACCUUCUGGCUAUUACUUGCUGGGUUCUCUGCUGUCUGGUACUCCUGGUACCAUCGUGAUGUGAUCACAUGUGUAUCACAUUUCAAUGCUGAGACCCAGGUCCGUCUGGACUACAUUAACAUAUGCCUCUCCUACCCGUAUGUUGAGGAAGGCAGCUCAGACCGUAGAUUCCUUCUAUUCUACAGAUGGAUACACUGGACUCUACUAGUGCUAGCUGGCAUUUACUACAUCCCUCGAAAAAUCUCCAAGAAUUCAGAAAAUCCAAAGGUAAAAAAACUUAUCGAAGACCUUGCUGUGAACUCUCAUCGAUAUGACCAAAUUGAGAAAGAGUUGGUUGACAGAGCAGCACGCUAUAUUGCUUACAACCUUAAGACCCACAAUGGAUUGUAUUACAAGUUUGUCAUCUGCAAUGUGGUAGCAUUGUUUGUUGAUCUUAUCAGUUUCCAAUUUUUAGAUUUUGUGUUCCAAGGUCGCUUUCUUCAUUAUGGGUGGAUGUCAUACCCAUAUAGUCGUGACCCUGUUAAUUUCUCGGACUACAUGUCUAGGACUUUCCCUCCAUUUGCCAAGUGUGAACUGGGUGUGGUAAACAAGCUGGUUGGCCAAAGGACAGAGAAAUUUGGUUGCCAUUUAACAGUGAUGGAAUUAUAUGAGAAAGUGUUUUUAGGGGUAUGGGUGUGGCUGAUCAUCUUGACGACAAUCACUUGUGCUUACCUGAUAUUUUUGGGUUUCAUGUGGCUCCCAUACUUCCGUUUAAUGAUGCUUAGGGUGGCCAAGCCUCUCAAUGCCAAAGACACAGUGAGUAACACUAUAGUAUCUGUAGUGAACUGCUGCAAGAUUGGUGAUGUUUAUUUGCUCUACCGUUUGAAACAGCACUUAAGUCAUGCCAGGUUCUAUGAACUCUUAACUCGACUCUCAGAUCCAGAACUUAUAAAAACCAUGCUUGAGGACCCAGCUGAUCGAGCAGUUCAUGCCAGAAACCAGGACAACAUGCGUAACAGGAAACCGAACAUGACCAUUGGUGGACCUAAAGGCAAAUUCAACAAUCCCAACGAUCUCUUCAUCUCCCAGGAUUAUGGACGACCUAACACCAGCAUUCUGGUGGAGUAACUAAAGCCUACACAGGGGUUGUAGGCUCUUAAGUACUUAUAGUGCCGCUCGGGGAGAGCACUGUGUCUGUUGCUUAAGUGCUGACUGAGUAUCAGAUGUGUUCGCUGGGACGCCUAUGCUGCACCUCCCUCGUAGUGUAAGGCUCAGUGAUAUGACUGUGGUAUUUCUAUUGUUCGCCUUUUAUGUAUGAUAGUUGUUGGUUGAAUAUAGCCAUGGUAAAUGGUUAAUUAAUUCAUGAAUGAAAGUGUAAUGACCGUCCAAAUGUGUUGUAUGUACAGUAUUCAUAUUUUAACUUCUGAUAUUAGCUAUUUAUAAGCCUUUUGAUAGGGAACAGUUUUACAUUGGUUUCAUCUGCAAAUUUUUUUGUUGCAUUGCAGUUUAAAUGUGCUUGUGAAUGAAUGAGAUGAAGGCAAACUUGUUGCAUAGUUUUGAUGUAUUAAGUGAGAUAUGGGCUAAUUAAUUGCUGUAAUAUGUGUAGGGUUGUGUCCUCCAGUCAUGCCCAGUCAUUUACAGCAUUUGUUAGUAUAGCUUCAUGAUUCAUGUUGCAAGUAUUUAUGCAUUUUAGAUUCUUAAAGAAGUUAAUUCUUUGUGAAAUCUUCAUUAGUGUUCAUUAUUUGUGAAAAUAAUUGAUUUUAUUUUUAUUUUAUGUGUAGCUAAUGCUGAAAUUUUAAUUGACCCCAAUUUGCUUAAAAAAAUCAGUGAUAUGACUUGCCAAUAACAAGAUGGUGUAAAUGACAUUGUUAUCAAUGCCAUAUUGGGAGACAAUCAAGAAGAUGACAUACAUUUUUGUACUAUUUUGACAAUAAAAAAAAAUUCCAUCCCA
Molecule: messenger RNA, 2495 nt
Organism: Homarus americanus (American lobster)
Lineage: Eukaryota; Metazoa; Arthropoda; Malacostraca; Decapoda; Nephropidae
Product: innexin inx2-like
Exons: 3
Coding region: 431-1672 (413 amino acids)
Cellular component (GO): plasma membrane; gap junction
Molecular function (GO): gap junction channel activity
Source: RefSeq, a predicted model, not a curated record